GACGAACUUGUCAUGCUGAAGAAGCACGGGGUGGUUCAAAGAAGAGCUAAUAUAGAGAGGGGACUUUGAUCCCGGUAGCAUCACAAUAGGCCUCCUAAAGACCUAGGUGUGUCGUAAGACAACCACUCUAACACUCUACCUACCUACCAACCUAUCUACCAAUAGAUUACAACUCGAACAUUCUGGCAACUACGAAUUUCGCUGUCUAAUUGGUUCUAGCGGUUAUCGUCGAUUGUAUUUGGUUCUGGCAUUCGUGUUCGUCACAGUAUGAAAAAGUUCUUAUUGAAUGCAUGUGAAAUUGAAAAUAAAACUUAAGAGGAUUUUUAAAAUUUAUAAGUUAGACUUUCAUUAUGUCGAAAAUCUUUACUCCAACAAACCAAAUACGUCUAACAAAUGUAGCAGUUGUAAGGCUAAAAAAAGGUGGCAAACGGUUUGAAAUUGCUUGUUACAAAAAUAAAGUACUAUCCUGGCGGAAUAACACAGAAAAAGAUAUUGACGAAGUUCUUCAGACUCACACUGUUUUCAUAAAUGUGUCCAAAGGACAAGCUGCAAAAAAGGAAGAACUAAUCAAAGCAUUUGGAAAAUGUGAUGAAACCGAAGUGUGCCAGGAGAUUUUAGCAAAAGGAGAACUCCAGGUAUCUGAGAAAGAACGGCAAUCUGUUCUAGAUGCCCAAUUAAAUAGCAUUAUAAACAGUGUGGCAGCGUUAUGUGUUAAUCCUGAGACUCGUCGACCCUAUCCGGCAACCAUUAUUGAAAAGGCGUUGAAGGACGCUCAUUUUUCCAUUAAAAUGAACAAAAACGCAAAGCAACAAACACUAGAUGCUAUAAAAUUACUCCGUGAGCAUAUACCUUUAGAGCGUUCACGCAUGAAGCUCCGUGUAUCUUUUGCUGGUAAAGAGGGAGGCAAUCGGCUAAAAGAGUCUGUUAGUAAAUUAGCUACUAAAGUUGAGCAUGAAGAAUGGGAUGAUGCCACUUUGCAUAUGACAUUACUUAUAGAUCCUGGGAAUUACCGUGCUAUCGACGACCUCAUACGAAAAGAAACAAGAGGCAAAGGACUUGUUGAACUAAUCGAGCUAAAGGAAGUGGUGGAGAACGAAGAAGUUUUUUAGUUUUGAUAAUAUAUUCGUCAAAAAUUUUUACUAUAACAACGUAUUUUAUUUCUCAAAGUUCAACACAUUUUACAUUGAAGAACUUACAUUAAUCGAAGGAAAAGUUCCAAAACUUUUUCAUUUUUUUUCAUUCAUUCAAACGCUCGGGAUAACACAUUUGCCGAUCGCUUUUGAAAAUCGGUCGGUGUUCUUAAUAGGAGUUAUUACAAUAAAAAUAAGUAUAACCUUUUUAACAAUGUA
Bactrocera oleae (olive fruit fly) is the source of this 1349-nucleotide messenger RNA. It is a transcript of the gene Sbds, whose product is annotated as SBDS ribosome maturation factor. NCBI's taxonomy places the organism in Eukaryota, Metazoa, Arthropoda, Insecta, Diptera, Tephritidae. The record is from RefSeq and is a predicted model, not a curated record. Gene Ontology annotation, biological process: ribosome biogenesis; cytosolic ribosome assembly.